Molecule: messenger RNA, 3963 nt
Organism: Nothobranchius furzeri (turquoise killifish)
Lineage: Eukaryota; Metazoa; Chordata; Actinopteri; Cyprinodontiformes; Nothobranchiidae
Gene: gba2
Product: glucosidase, beta (bile acid) 2
Biological process (GO): glucosylceramide catabolic process; central nervous system development; carbohydrate metabolic process
Cellular component (GO): membrane
Molecular function (GO): glucosylceramidase activity; beta-glucosidase activity
Source: RefSeq, a predicted model, not a curated record
CGCUACAGAGGCUACACUGGUCGUGUUUGAGCGGUAUAUUGCGCUGUCGCACAGGUUAAUUCUAAACUACCAUCUACAAUUUAUUGAUGCUGGCUGCUAGUAAACAACUCCGAUUGUUCGUAUAAGCUUUAAAGAAAUGCUUUGCUGUUAUUAAAUGUAGUGUAAGCGAGGUAAUAAAAAUAUUGAUUUUCAGUUAUUUGCCGGUUACUGAGAGAAAAGGCUUGCAACAACAUUUUGUCCCUCCUUUAACUUUUGUCAUAUCUUUUUCACAAUUUAGUUGCGCUCUCUGAUGUCAUUGCAGAUGUUCCUGCUAAGUGAUUGAGACAUCUUCUGUACUUCCUGUUGCUCGCAACCCUUCAGCCAUCCAAUCUAGUCUCUACUUGGUGCUGUCAGCUCCACAGUCACACCCGGACCCAUUCGAGGGAUGCAGAGCGGUCUAGUUUGAGGACCUUAAAAUGGCACCAGGGCCUCCACCUUGACCAGGAUUACUCACUGAGAACCGGUUUAUGAUCCCUCACACUGCUCACUCAGCACACCUGUAACUACCUCCUCUCUGUUUUCUCCCCAUGGUCAAAGCACAGUUGUGUUUACCAAAGGUGGUGGCAGCCUUCUGUCAAGUAUUUUUGGCUCCCUUCCACCAACUUAAAAAUCUUUAAUUCCAUUUUUCCCACUAUAAACCUAGUUUAAAUAUGACUUCAGAUUGGGGAGAGAAAUCCUCAGCAGAGCUUAUGAGCAGGUAUGUCUCCAAGGAAAUGGGAUACAGGGUGCCCAGGGAAGGUUGGCGAAUCUGUUUGGCGCAUGAGUUCACGGAAAGGAGGAAGCCCUUUCAAGCAAAAGAUGUGUCGCUUUCUAAUGUCUGGGACCACAUUGGCCUUGGAAUCAGGUAUCUAAAAUGGUGGUACAAGAAGACUCAGGUGGAGAAGAAGGCUCCGUUCAUCGACAUGUUUCGCGCCCAGCCAUUGCAUCAAAUAUAUGGUGUUCCCCUUGGGGGCAUUGGAGGAGGAACCAUUACGAGAGGCUGGAGGGGGGAGUUCUGCAGAUGGCAGCUGAACCCUGGGAUGUACCACUACAAAACUGUCAUAGCUAACCAGUUCACGGUGUGUUUGCGUCGCGGAGGACAAACGGUUUACCAGCAGGUGCUGUCUGUGGAGCGCCCCCCCACGUUACAAGGCUGGAACUGGGGUUACUGUGGGGAGUAUGCCUUCUACCACGCGUUGUACCCUCGAGCCUGGACUGUUUAUCACCUGCCUGGACAGAACGUCACCCUCACCUGCAGGCAGAUUUCUCCCAUCAUCCCUCACGAUUACGAGGAUUCAAGUCUCCCAGUGGCAGUAUUUGUGUGGGACAUAGAGAACAAGAACGACUACGAUUUAGACGUGUCCAUCAUGUUUACAAUGCUCAACGGAUCAGGAAACAAGGACGAUAAGAGCGGAGGCCAUUGGAAUGAACCUUUCCAUCUGGAAAAGGAUGGGGAGGUGGUGUCUGGAGUCCUGAUGCAUCACUGCACUCCAGUGAACCCUUACACCCUGUGUAUCGCAGCCCGAGAGCAGGCUGACAGGGAGGUGAGUCACCAGACGGCUUUCAGUCCAAAGGGAACCUGUAAUGGUCUGUGGAGCGACCUGAUCACAGACGGACGGCUGGACUCUCCGACAGGAUCCAGCCCGCCAACACCAAAGGGAGAAAAAGUAGCCGCUGCCUUAGCUGUGGGCUGCCUGGUACCCGCUCAGAAGAGUAACAGCUUGGAGUUCUGCUUGGCCUGGGAUAUGCCCAAGAUAAGCUUUGGGUCAAGAGAGAGGGAACAUAUCAGGAGAUACACUCGUUUCUUUGGGACUAAAGGGGAUGCGUCCCCCUCGCUGAGUCAUUACGCACUAACGCACUACAAGCAGUGGGAGAGACGCAUGGAGGAGUGGCAGGAACCCAUAACACAGGACAGCUCUCUUCCCUCCUGGUACAAGUCUGCUCUGUUUAACGAGCUGUACUUCGUGGCUGACGGGGGAACCGUGUGGUUAGAGCUAUUAGAGGACGAUGAUGUCAGCGGUGGCGUGCGCAGCGAGGACGGGGGUUUGCCGGCUCAGCCUGCUGUUGUCAAGGAAUACGGACGUUUUGCUUACCUUGAAGGUCAAGAAUACAGAAUGUACAACACGUAUGACGUGCACUUCUACGCCUCCUUUGCUCUCAUCAUGCUGUGGCCCAAGCUAGCCCUGAGUGUUCAGUAUGAUAUCGCUGGCAGUGUGGUUCAGCAGGACCUGACAGAGAGGCUCCAUCUGAUGAACGGACGAUACUCUGCUGUCAAGACCAAAAACGUGGUGCCUCAUGACUUAGGAGACCCAGACGACGAGCCGUGGCAGCGGGUGAACGCCUACCUCAUCCACGACACCGCAGACUGGAAGGACCUGAACCUGAAGUUUGUCCUGCAGGUCUACAGGGACUUUCAUCUCACACAUGACAGGCAGUAUCUGCAGGACAUGUGGCCCAUCUGCCAGGCUGUGAUGCAGUCAGAGCUGAAGUUUGAUCAGGAUGGCGAUGGGCUGAUAGAGAACUCAGGAUACGCAGAUCAGACGUAUGACGGCUGGACGGUGACUGGACCGAGUGCAUACUGUGGUGGGCUGUGGUUGGCGUCCCUGUGUGUGAUGUGUAAAAUGGCCAGACUGCUGGACAACGAGCAGGAACACGGGCAUUACAAAGACAUCUUGGACAGAGGCUGCGCUGCUUUUGACAAAUUGCUGUGGAACGGCAAAUACUACAACUAUGACAGCAGUGGGAGAGAGCUAUCUAACAGUGUCAUGUCUGAUCAGUGUGCUGGACACUGGUUCCUCUGUGCCUCAGGGCUGGGAGAAGGAGAAUUCCGGGUUUUCCCAAAGGAAAAGAUCCAGAGUGCAUUAAAAUCCGUCUUUAACUUAAAUGUUAUGAGCUUUGCUCAAGGGCAGAUGGGGGCAGUCAACGGCAUGCGUCCUGAAGGAACGCCCGACCGCUCCAGCGUCCAAUCAGAUGAGGUCUGGGUUGGAGUGGUGUAUGGACUGGCUGCCACCAUGAUCCAUGAGGGUAUGCUGGAGGAGGGAAUGCGCACGGCGGAGGGUUGUUACAGGACCGUUUGGGAACGUCUUGGCAUGGCCUUUCAGACUCCAGAAGCCUAUUGUGAGAAGAACAUCUAUCGCUCUCUGGCCUACAUGAGGCCUCUCAGUGUUUGGGCCAUCCAGCUCGCCCUGAACAUGUCGCAGAAAGAUCACACUACAAAUGGAGACGGAACCAGAGCCUGAACCAUUAGGGGGUGUAAGUGCAGACAGCGGGUCAUCUGCACCACCUGUCUCACUAUUUAUUUGUCCAGAUGUUUUCUGUGAUUUGGUCAGAGAUUUGGCACGUGACAUUGUUGCUAGCUAAUUAUAAAGCUGUUAUUUUUGUAGGAAUCAUAUUAAAGGCAUACUAAGCAACUUUCUCAUAUUUUUAAUUCAUUUUCUUGAGCCAGUAUGUGGUAAAAUGACACUUUACAAGGGUAAUGAAAUGUCACUCAUACCACACUUGCAACUUCAGAGUCUCCGGACCAGUCCCCUUACGUCUUACAAGAUCACGCUAUACAGAAAUCCAUGUUUACACCUCAGAACAGAAGAGCUAUACCGGGUUAGCAUUUAUUGUAACGUGUUUAUCACGAUGGAGCCUCAGAAGAACAAGAACAUUUAUCUGAUGAAGAUAAAAAAAAUAAAACAAUCGUCCGACCACAACAGAAAUCAAACGAGAGUCAACAUUAGGAAUUUUUGUGAGAGCUCAGAGACAUGAGUCUUGCAUGUUUUAGAUCACCAACACUUGAUUAGUUUGAUUUAGUGAAGAUCCGCUCCUGUAGAAACUAAUGAAGGUUGAGUAGACAUGGCAGCAGUUGGAUUGAGGUGAUAAAAACACGAACGCUCAGCAAGGAGGGUUUCAGUUUUGUUUUUAUGACCGUGAAUUAAAACUGACACUGGGGGGGGGGGG